This is a messenger RNA of Phoenix dactylifera (date palm), 3225 nucleotides long. The record is from RefSeq and is a predicted model, not a curated record. NCBI's taxonomy places the organism in Eukaryota, Viridiplantae, Streptophyta, Magnoliopsida, Arecales, Arecaceae.
GCUUGUGCAUAUGAAAAUGUUGGAAAGGAAGGAAUGAGCUUUCCCACUGAUUCUUGACACCUCUGUAAUAACUACCAGGAGUGGGAUUCUGAGGUAAUUAUAAUUAAGCCUGCAAGAGGAACAGCUAUAGGCAAUGAUCGAUGUUCGAGUAAUGAAUUAAAAUAAAGGAUGACAAUAAUUGUGUUUUGCGGGCGGGGUCUUUUUCGAGCUCUGCCAUGUUCCAUUUGUUUGCGCUCCCCAGUGGAAUUCCUCUGCUUUUUAAAAAGAGGACGCUUUGCCUGUGGAAUCUCCUGGCUUCAAGAGUCGCCGCGGAUGCACACGGCUUCCAGCCUAUCCCAGAAAUCACCAGGCUCUCGUUCCACAACUUGGAUCAUCCAAAGAAGAGAUGUUGUUUGGAGAAAGAGGGGACUCGGUUCUGCGGGACUGACGGGUUCUGGUGCUAGCAGCAGCAGCAGCAGCAGCAGGAGGAGGAGGAGGAGGAGGAGGAGGUAGAGGGGCACAUUCCGAAGAACUCGGGCUAGAGAAAAAUGGUGGCAGAGAAGCUCGGUUCCAAAGGCCAGGCUUGGUUCUGUACCACUGGAUUGCCGAGCGAUGUCGUCGUCAAAGUCGAAGAGAUGAUCUUCCAUGUCCACAAGUUCCCUUUGAUGUCCAAGAGCAGAAAGCUCCAUCGGCUGAUAACAGAGCAGGAAGAAAACCCUGGAGAGCGUGGAAGAAUAAGAAGAGCGCAGAACGGAGGAGACGAUGAUGCUGAAUCAAGAGAGGAGGAGGAGAAGGAGGAGGAGGAGGCGGAGGAGGCGGAGGAGGGACAACGAGAAGCAGAAGAAGAUGAGAUCAAAGAAGAGAAGGAAGGGGAGGAACCGGGGACGCGCCCCAUCUGCCUCCCGGACUUCCCCGGCGGGCCGGAGACGUUCGAGGGGGCCGCCAAGUUCUGCUACGGCGUCAACGUCGAGCUCACGUCGUGGAACGUCGCCCCCCUCCGCUGCGCGGCGGAGUACCUUGAGAUGACCGAGGAAUUCGCAGAGGACAACCUCGUCUCCCGUACCGAGCGGUUUCUCGCCCAAUCCAUUCUCCGCAACCUCCGGGAAUCGGUCCGAGCCCUCAAGUCCUGCGAGGACCUGGUUCCCCUGGCGGAGGACCUGGGCAUCGUACAGCGAUGCAUCGAUUCGAUCGCCGCCAGGGCCACCUCGUCCGAUCCCGGCUCCCUCUUCGGGUGGCCGGUCAAUGACAGGCACGGCGGCGCCUCGAACGCCGUCCUCUGGAACGGGAUCGACACCGGCAUCCGCCGGAGGGGCGGGAUCCUAUCCUCCUCCUCCUCCGCUGCCGCCGCCGCCGCCGCCUCCUCGGCGGACUCCUGGUUCGAGGCUCUGACGAUCCUGAGUCUGCCGAUGUACAAGCGCGUGAUCGCGGCCUUGAAGGCCCGUGAUCUGGGCUCGGAGGCCAUGGAGGCGGCGCUCGUGUCCUACGCCAAGAGAUCCAUCCCGGGGCUCUCCCGGUCAACCACCACCCGGCGGCACGCCUCCGCGCCCGUGGCCUCGGAAACGGAGCAGAGGGAGCUCCUCGAGACCGUAAUCACCAAUCUGCCCCCGGAGAAGAGCUUGCGCUUGGGGCGGACGACCACCCGACUCCUCUUCGGGCUCCUGCGGACGGUCAACAUCCUGCGGGCCUCGGAAGCUUCGAGAACGGCUCUGGAGCGGAAGAUCGCGUCGCAGCUGGAACAGGCGACGCUGGACGAUCUGCUGAUCCCGAGCUUCUCCUACCUGGCCGAGACGCUCUACGACGUAGACUGCGUGCAGCGGAUCUUGGGCCACUUCCUCCAGGGGUUACAGGAGGCGGAGGCGGAGGAGGAGAGCUCGUCGGCGGUGUUCGCCGCCGACGAGGAGGAGGAGGAGGAUAGGGGCGCGAGGAUAUUGCCGCGUGCCGGCAAGCUGACGGCGGUGGGAAAGCUCGUGGACGGGUACCUGGCGGAGAUCGCGUCGGACACCAAUCUGACUCCCGACGGUUUCUGCGAGCUGGCGUUGGCCCUCCCCGAUCGCGCGCGGGUCUUCUACGACGGGCUCUAUCGGGCCGUUGAUAUCUAUCUGAAGGUACGGUACGUUUCGUUCAGGAUAUCCUUCAUUCACGGGGUUUUUUCUUUUCAUCCUGUUUUUCUUUUUCUUUCUAUUUUGCUUUUGUUUUUUGUCUGUCCCCGGAUCGAUGGGUUGAAUCCCAAGUCAAAAUUUCGACUGCAUGCAAUAACAACGAGAACAGUAAAAGGGGAGGAGCAACGUGACAUCGUUCAUUCGCAGGCGCACCCGCGGAUGAGGGAGGAGGAGCGGGAGCGGGUAUGCGGCGUGGUGGACUGCCGGAAGCUGACGCUGGAGGCGUGCACCCACGCGGCCCAGAACGAGCGGCUGCCGCUGCGGGCGGUGGUGCAGGUGCUCUUCUUCGAGCAGCUCCAGCUCCGGCAGGCCAUCGCGGGGACGCUGCUGGCGGCGGAGCAGGAGGCGUCGGCGGCGGCGAGCGCCGGGAGGACAAGGGGCGGCGGACGCGUCGUCGGCGGCGGCGGGGACACGUCGGCAGCCUCGUUGUCGCGGCGAACGGCGGAGCGGGAGAACCAGGUGCUGAGGCUGGACAUGGACAGCAUGCGGAGCCGCGUGCAGGAGUUGGAGCGGGAGUGCGCCAGCAUGAAGAAGGCCAUCGCCAAGAUGGACGGGCCCGGCCGCAGAGGUGGUGGGAGGCCGGGCGUGGGUGGAGCAAGAAGGAGGGGGACGAGGAUGUCGAGGCUGGGGUGCAGGUUCAGCACGCAGGUGUGCGACUCGCACGAGCGCACGGUGGUGGAGUCCAAGUCCUCCCGCUUGGAGGAGCUCAGCCCGUAGACAGUGCGGGACGGCCGGAACAAACACGGGACGGCUUUGGCUCUUUGUUUUACGUUUUUUUUGUUACCACGUAUGAAAGCCCACCUUGCUUGUAUAGCAAGGUCGUCUUACUUUGUUUUUUAAAGUAUCUUAUAAUAAGCAUAUGUUCCAGGGCAAUUUUCUUGUGGAGACUCCGAGCGCCGGCCCUCCGUCCGGUUCCUUCGAACCUUUUGGACGCGUCGGCUCCGGACUCUGCGAGCUCGCCUUCCAGCCACGCCCGUCCAACUUUUGUUGGCAGCGAGCAGGGGACGGAAUCUCUCCUCUACUCCUUUUUCCUUUCUAAAACUUAAAAAUGCAAUGAGACAGAGAUGGGACAGCUAAGUCUCGCAUG